Molecule: messenger RNA, 3821 nt
Organism: Ochotona princeps (American pika)
Lineage: Eukaryota; Metazoa; Chordata; Mammalia; Lagomorpha; Ochotonidae
Gene: HIP1R
Product: huntingtin interacting protein 1 related
Exons: 31
Coding region: 56-3259 (1067 amino acids)
Biological process (GO): endocytosis; actin filament organization; clathrin coat assembly
Cellular component (GO): actin cortical patch; clathrin-coated vesicle
Molecular function (GO): actin filament binding; clathrin light chain binding; phosphatidylinositol-3,5-bisphosphate binding
Source: RefSeq, a predicted model, not a curated record
GGCUGGGGCGCCGGAGCGGCGGGCGGGCGCUCGGAGCGGCGGCGGCGGCGGCAGGAUGAACAGCAUCAAGAGCGUGCCGGCGCGGGUGCUGAGCCGCAGGCCGGGCCACAGCCUGGAGGCCGAGCGCGAGCAGUUCGACAAGACGCAGGCCAUCAGCAUCAGCAAAGCCAUCAACAACCAGGAGGUGCCGGUGAAGGAGAAGCACGCACGCCGUAUCAUUCUGGGCACGCACCACGAGAAGGGCGCCUUCACUUUCUGGUCCUACGCCAUCGGCCUCCCGCUGCCCAGCAGCCCCAUCCUGAGCUGGAAAUUCUGCCAUGUCCUGCACAAGGUUCUGCGGGAUGGCCAUCCCAAUGUGCUGCAUGACUGCCAGCGGUACCGCAGCAACAUCCGCGAGAUUGGGGACCUGUGGGGGCACCUGCAUGACCGGUACGGACAGCUAGUGAGCGUCUACACCAGGCUGCUGCUGACCAAGAUCUCCUUUCACCUCAAGCACCCCCAGUUCCCCGCGGGCCUGGAGGUGACAGACGAGGUGCUGGAGAAGGCGGCCGGGACUGACGUGAACAACAUCUUCCAGCUCACCGUGGAGAUGUUCGACUACAUGGACUGCGAGCUGAAGCUCUCGGAGUCGGUUUUCCGGCAGCUCAACACCGCCAUCGCCGUGUCCCAGAUGUCCUCGGGCCAGUGCCGCCUGGCCCCCCUGAUCCAGGUCAUCCAGGACUGCAGCCACCUGUACCACUACACCGUGAAGCUCAUGUUCAAGCUGCACUCCUGUCUGCCCGCGGACACGUUGCAAGGCCACAGGGACCGCUUCCAUGAGCAGUUCCACAGCCUCCGGCACUUCUUCCGCCGCGCCUCGGACAUGCUGUACUUCAAGCGGCUCAUCCAGAUCCCCCGGCUGCCCGAGGGACCCCCCAACUUUCUGCGGGCCUCGGCCCUGGCGGAGCACAUCAAGCCCGUGGUGGUGAUCCCGGAGGAGGCCCCGGAAGAGGAGGAACCAGAGAGCCUGAUCGAGAUCAGCACGGGCCCCCCCGUAGAGGAGCCGGCAGUGGUGGCUGACCUCUUGGACCAGACGUUCGGGCCCCCCAACGGCUCGGUGAGGGAUGAGAGGGACCUGCAGAUCGAGACCCUGAAGCGCGAGGUGGAGGCGCUGCGGGCAGAGCUGGAGAAGAUGAAGCUGGAGGCCCAGCGCUACGUGGCGCAGCUCAAGGGCCAGGUGAACGCGCUGGAGGCCGAGCUGGAGGAGCAGCGCAAGCAGAAGCAGAAGGCCCUGGUGGACAACGAGCAGCUCCGCCACGAGCUGGCCCAGCUGCGGGCCGCCCAGCGCGAGGGCGAGCAGGACCGGGGCCUGCGCGAGGAGGCCGAGCGGCGGGCCAGCGCCACGGAGCUGCGCUACAGCAGGCUGAAGGAGAAGCACAGUGAGCUCAUCAACACCCACGCCGAGCUGCUGCGGAAGAACGCGGACACGGCCAAGCAGCUGACGGUGACGCAGCAGAGCCAGGAGGAGGUGGCGCGUGUGAAGGAGCAGCUGGUCUUCCAGAUGGAGCAGGUUAAGCGCGAGUCGGAGAUGAAGCUGGAGGAGCAGAGCGACCAGGUGGAACAGCUCAAGCGGGAGCUGGAGGCCAAGGCCGGGGAGCUGCAGCAUGCCCAGGAGGCCCUGAGCCGCACACAGCAGAGUGGGGCUGAGCUGAGCUCAAGGCUGGACACACUGAGCGCGGAGAAGGCCGCCCUGAGCGGGGCCGUGCAGCAGCGGGAGGCCGAGCUGCUGGCAGCCCAGAACUUGGCGCGGGAGAAGGAGGCGGUGCUGAGCCAGGCCCAGCAGGAGCUACAGGGGCGGCUGGCAGAGAAGGAGGCCCAGGAGCAGGGGCUGUGGCAAAGGAUGCUGGACGAGCAGUUCGCAGUGUUGUGUGGUGCUGCAGGCGAGGCCGAGCGCAUCCUCCAGGAUGCAGUGGGCAAGCUGGACGACCCCCUACACCUGCGCUGCACCAGCUCCCCGGACUACCUGGUGAGCAGGGCCCAGGCAGCCGUGGACACAGUGAGCGCCCUGGAGCGGGGCCAUGCCCAGUACCUAGCCUCCCCAGCAGAUGCCUCAGCCCUGGUGGCGGCCCUGGCCCGCUUCUCCCAUCUGGCCGCAGACACCAUCAUAAACGGGGCUGCCACCUCCCAUCUGGCCCCCACCGACCCUGCUGACCGUCUGCUGGACAGCUGCAGGGAGUGCGGGGCGCGGGCGCUGGAGCUCACACAACAGCUGCAGGACCGGCAGGGGGUGACCAAGGCACAGCCAGGCCUGGUGCGCGGCCCCCUGCAGGGCAUCCUUCAGCUGGGCCAGGAGCUGAAGCCCAAGAGCCUGGACGUGCGGCAGGAGGAGCUGGGCGCCGUGGUGGAUAAGGAGAUGGCGGCCACCUCUGCAGCCAUUGAAGAUGCCGUGCGGAGGAUCGAGGACAUGAUGAACCAGGCCCGCCACGCGAGCUCAGGGCUUAAGCUGGAGGUGAACGAGAGGAUCCUUAAUUCCUGCACAGACCUCAUGAAGGCCAUCCGGCUCCUGGUGACCACAUCCACCAGCCUGCAGAAGGAAAUAGUAGAAAGUGGCCGGGGGGCAGCCACACAACAAGAAUUUUAUGCCAAGAACUCACGCUGGACUGAAGGCCUCAUCUCUGCCUCCAAGGCCGUGGGCUGGGGAGCCACGCAGCUGGUGGAGUCGGCGGACAGGGUGGUGCUGCACACGGGCAAGUACGAGGAGCUGAUAGUCGGCUCGCACGAGAUCGCGGCCAGCACGGCCCAGCUGGUGGCGGCCUCCAAGGUGAAGGCCAGCAAACACAGCCCCCACCUGAGCCGCCUGCAGGAGUGCUCGCGCACUGUCAACGAGAUGGCCGCCAACGUGGUGGCCUCCACCAAGUCGGGCCAGGAGCAGAUUGAGGAGCGAGACACCAUGGACUUCUCCGGCCUGUCGCUCAUCAAGCUCAAGAAGCAGGAGAUGGAAACGCAGGUGCGGGUCCUGGAGCUGGAGAAGACGCUGGAGGCGGAGCGCGUGCGACUCGGGGAGCUGCGGAAGCAGCACUAUGUGCUGGCCGGCGGCGUGGGGUCACCAGGCGAGGAGGAGCCCAGCCCACCCAUCGCCACCCCCCGGGGUGGGACCAAGAAGCCACCGCUGGCCCAGAAGCCCAGUGUGGCCCUGCGACAGGACCAACAGGUGCAGGGUGCUGGGAUGUGGAGGCUUCCAGAGGGGGCAGCUGGCCCCCGGCUGGGCCACACGCCCUGAGCCCUUGCCUUCAGUUCCCACAGCUCAACAAGGAUGGUGUCUACCCAGCUCAGCUCUUGAACUCCUAUGCCCUCUGGGGUCCAGGCCUCGCGGGGCUGCCCUGGGACCACAUUCCACCCUGGGGUGUCCCCCAGGCUGCCAGCCCCCUGCCUGUGGGUCCUGAGCUGCAAGGCUGUUACAACUCCUUAUCAUGGUGAACAUACUGGGAGACCUGCCACGUAGGGGCCACCUCUGCCCGAGACUGCAGUCCCAGCAUGCCAACUCCAUGGUGCCCAACGGUUCAAGCCAUAGGCAGAACAAGGCACAUGCCGCCCACUUCUCCUUGGGCCAGGUGCAGGAAGUGGCUGCUGUUGCUCCUGCAGGGCCGGGCAGCCUGGCAGGGGCCACCUCUGCUCCGGAAAGUACCAGUUCCAACUGGAACCUGCCAUCACCGCCCAUUUCCUGUUUUCCAUUCCGGACCUGGCCGUGCCAUCACCAUCGCCUACCCUGAGGGCCUGCUGCCUGCCCUUCUGAAGGUCGGGGCUUGGCCCCAGACCCACCUGUGUGCCAAGAGCAAGCCAGA